CCCGCCCCCCGCGCAUGCGCAGCGAGCGCCAGUGGGACGUGCGCAGAGCGAAGCCGGGCGCGCGAGCUCAGUGCGUCAGCUGACUGCGUCCCGUAAGCGCGUCUUGGCCGCGACAUGCUGGCCGUACUUCCCGACCUCGCUAUGAAGAUGAGCAAAGUGGGCAACCAGACAAAUUCGCAAGACCCGCAAGCUGUCAACUCGCGGGUAUUUGUGGGAAACCUCAACACUUUCCAGUGCUCCAAGACAGACGUUGAACGAAUGUUCCAACGAUAUGGCAGAAUCGCAGGCAUCUCAAUGCACAAAGGCUACGCGUUCGUGCAGUUCACGAACCCCUUCGACGCCCGCAGCGCCUGUCUGGGGGAGGACGCGCGCACCGUGCUGGGCCAAGUUCUCGAUGUAAACAUGGUUGCAGAGCCUAAAGCCCAUCAGACUGGUAGGAAAAGGCAAAAUAUGGCAAAAACUGGAAAUGACUGGGACUACUACUACGACAGCUACUACUCGACGGCGACGCUGGUGGCUGCAGCGCCGCGGCUGGUUCCCCCACCGAAGCGGCCUCGGCUGGUGACCAUCCCCACGUCCAGGAUCCCUCCACCAGCCACCGCCUCCACGAGGGCUCCGACGGCAUCGCAGCUGGAGCAGCUCAAGACCUACAGCAACCACGACAUCCUGAUCUGCGGCAACUGCCGCGAGAUGUUCACGGAUCUCCACGAACUGCUGGACCACAAGAAGACGUACUGCAAGCUGCGCUUCACCUGCAAGUGCCGUCCCCAGACCAACAAGGACAGCGAGUCGUCGGUGGCGAGCUUGCUGUGCGCGCAGUGCAAGGAGUCGUUCGCGAACGCGUGGGAGCUGAUGGUGCACGCCCAGGGCUCGCACGCCUUCAGCAUCUACCAGCUGCCCGACAGCGCGGCCGACGCUCCUGCCGAGGAGGGCCAGCAGCAGCUGCAGCAGGAGAGCAGCUCCCACGCGGGCAAUGCCGCGGUGAAGGAGGAGGAAGAAGAGGAGGAGGAGGGGGGCAGCACUCCAGAGGUGGCUGAAGCGCCCCCUCCCUCACAGGCGGCCUGCAACGGCAUCGGCGGCAGUGGCGAUGGCGGCGGCGACGGGACCGCGCAGCUGGCGCCCGAGAAGCAGCGGCCGGCGCGCACGCAUGCGCAGAGCCGCGGCGUGGGCGCGGGCGUUGCCGGAGGAGCGGCCGAGGGCGCCGACCAAGGGCGCCGGCAGGCCCACGCGGAUCUCGUAGAAGUCUCAUGAAGGAUCAGUCAUCACCUGAGGCGUAAUUGGCUGUUUCCUGCGGGCAAAUAUAUGCGUCUCAAACCUUGACAACCACCGAACUGCAAAGUGCCAUUACCAAUGGAAUUAUUGUACAUAUCUUGAAUCAUAAAAGUUAUAAAAUGUUCUAUAUAUUCUACUAACUCUAUCAUGUUUUACUGUUAUUACUUAAGUAUGAUUAAAUGUUUAUGCAGGCCAUUGAAAGUUAUGUUAAGAUAUAUAUUUUUACCUGAAGUUGCGUUUUGUUUCUCAUUGCAUUCACAGAUCAUUGUUCAACUUCAUUACUGCUACUUAUAAAUCAA
This is a messenger RNA of Schistocerca piceifrons (Central American locust), 1571 nucleotides long. RefSeq names its product heterogeneous nuclear ribonucleoprotein C-like. NCBI's taxonomy places the organism in Eukaryota, Metazoa, Arthropoda, Insecta, Orthoptera, Acrididae. The transcript has 10 exons. The record is from RefSeq and is a predicted model, not a curated record. Bases 115 to 1251 code for a protein of 378 amino acids. Gene Ontology annotation, cellular component: nucleus. Gene Ontology annotation, molecular function: RNA binding.